Messenger RNA from Owenia fusiformis, 1639 nucleotides. NCBI's taxonomy places the organism in Eukaryota, Metazoa, Annelida, Polychaeta, Sabellida, Oweniidae. The record is from the annotation of a GenBank genome assembly.
AAACAUCGUUAGUUUCCGGAUAGCAAAAUGUAUUUUCUUUAUUUGACUAAAGUUUGGCUUAUCAUAGUUUACAUUUGAGUCAAAACAUUGCAUUAUUGCUUAAUUGUGUCAAAGGAACUCUACAACUUGGAUAAAAAAAGCAGGGCAUUGAUUGAAUAUGGUAAAGAAGUUAGGAGUCACGGAAAUUACCGAAACGGAAAAAUCCAAGAUGGCAGCGCCCACAAAAUUUGAAAACUUUUUGAAAAUUCUCCAAAAUGAGGCAUUAUUGCUCGACUGGAUGGCCUGGGUCAUGAUUGCUACAAGUUUUAUCGUCAUAAUUUUACUGUUGUUUGUUUCGGCGCCAUAUGGAAGAUAUACAGCUACUGGAAACAAAUAUUUGACUCUUCUCAAGGUUCCAGUCAAAGUAGCUUGGUUUUUACAAGAGCUUCCAUCCUUUACUGUGCCAUUAGGACUAGUUAUAUUUACUGAAUCAACUCAGUUUAAGAAUUUAUCCAACAAAAUUCUCAUCACGAUGUUCUUAUUGCAUUAUUCUCAACGAGCCUUGCUGUUCCCUUUCCUUAUCCGUGGCGGUAAGCCAACACCAUUCUUGCCAUUUUUCUUAGCGUUUGUCUUCUGUGCGUACAAUGGUUACAUGCAGGGUAGGAUGUUGACGCAGUUCCAAGUCUACUCAGAUACAUACUUUACAGAUCUCAAUGUGUGCAUUGGUGUAGCAAUGUUUAUUAUGGGGAUGUCAAUCAAUCUGCAUUCCGACCAUGUCUUGAGAAAUCUGAGAGCACCAGGAGAGACAGGAUAUAAAAUUCCAAGAGGUGGAAUGUUUGAAUAUGUCUCGGGAGCUAACUUUUUCGGAGAAAUCUUGGAAUGGUCUGGAUUUGCACUUGCAUGUCUCAAUCUCCAGGCUGCAGCAUUUGCUCUAUUCACCUUCUGUAACUUGGUACCUAGAGCAUACUCCCACCACCAAUGGUACCUACAAAAGUUUGAGGAUUAUCCAAAGCAAAGGAAAGCAGUGAUCCCAUACAUUUUAUAGAUAUCUCUGGAUACUCAUACCAUCUAAAGAUGUUGCUGGAUAGCAUGCCAUGACAAUCUGUGUUUCAAAAAUAGUUAAUAUAUGUAUGGAAAAGAGAAGAAAAAGCAAUGACUAAAACAAUUGAUUAGGCUAGUGAACCUUUGGAAAGAAAGACUUACUUAAAGAUUGAAUAACUAUUAGCAUUUGUUAUAAAUAUUGAUGCUUAUGGCGAUUUUUAAAUAAAUUUUCCAACUAAUCUGAAUCAAAAACUUUGUACUUUAAACGUGCAGAUGCUAUACUUAGAACAAGUACAGGGUGUGCAAUUCCUUGCUUGAUGCUAAACAUUUGUGCAAUGAUUACAAGUUUUAUUUUGUGUUCUAAAUGUACAAAGAAGCUAUUUGUUAAGAUUUUGGAAAAUUGUUAAACUUUCCAAAACCAGAAGUCAAAUUAUGGAGAAAUACAUGUAUGGUAAUAAUGGGCAAUUUCUAUCUGGUUAAAGGACCACGAGUUGUUUGUAGAAUGAAUCUCUGGAGCUUUUUCAUGCAUUUCGCUUGUGUUUUUCAUCUAAAAACAUCAAUACACUUUAAGACAUUUUAUUGACUAUAAGAUUACACCAUAACAUCCUAAAAAAUACUU